ACUGCGGAGGCGGUACGGUCGACAUCACCACAUAUAUAGUUCUAAAAUCAGAACCAAGACUAGAGUUUGAAGAGCUUUGUGUUGGCAUAGGUAUCAUUGCCUAUCCAUAUCAAGGAAAGUCAGUCUUCGGUAGCUAACCAGAUCAUGUUCCGCAAUGUAGGAGGAAAAUGCGGAUCGACUUAUAUCGACCGAAAUUUCAACCAGUGGAUGCAAGAGACCUUUGGAGAGGAAUAUACCUCGGUACCAAUGAGGUUACGAGGGCCAGGAAGUAGAUUCAUGAAUUCCUUUGAGAGUGCGAAGCGGAACUUUGGAGGUCCUAACGACGAUCGAGGAGUGGAAGUUGGGCCUAUCCGGAUGGACGUUGGGCCAAGUGUCCACUAUGAUGAUGACGAACUGGUGGUGAAGCUUUCCAAAUACGACAUGCAGCGAUUGUUCGAUCCAGUCGUAAAGGAAGUUAUAGCUCUGGUCAAGUCACAGGUAAAAGCUGCUGAGAAAAAGAAGAAGAGAAUUGACCGGCUUAUACUUGUUGGAGGCUUCGGGGACUCAGAUUAUCUCAAUACCAAGCUAGGUGAAUGGUGCAAAGGAAAGAACAUCGGCUCUGUGACAUGUCCACCGGACUGUCAAGCUGCAAUUGUCAAGGGUGCAUGUCUGCGCGGCUUAGAAGGGCUGAAGCCUGUUAUCACUCAUAGUAGAGCGCACUAUGGCUGGUCUUGGGGAAAACGAUUCAGGAAAGGCAUCGACCCCGAGGCAAAUGCGUACACUGAUCCGCUCACUGGCGAGAAGAUGUGCAGCGGGAGGAUGGAGUGGGUGAUUCCCAAAGUAUGCAUUCAGAAAUUGAUUCUCGUCACAGGAAAUAAGAUGAGGCGUGCCUGACUGACUGCCGGCUGUACAGGGAAAACGACUGGACGAAAACUUCAAGAUGAAGGCGGACAUCCAGAGUACGUUCAAGCUGGGCCAGCCGCUGAACGAGAACAUCACCAUGUUCUCCUGCACCAUGGACGAGCCGCCGGAGAGAGAAGACCACCACCGUGUUGUCAAGGUAGGGGAGAUAUGCCCUGCCUUUUCGACAUCCACGUUCAACGACUUCCAGACGCGCAAGAGCACGUCGGAUGGACAGACGUACCACCGCUUCAACUACACGAUAGAGGUCAACUUCCGGUCCAAGGGGGGUAUCCUGAGCUUUGCAGCCACGUCAGAAGGGAGAGUAAUUGCAGAUGCGGCUUUGGGGCUGCUCGAGGACUGAUAUCGUGUCCUGUUCAUAGCGGUGUUGACGCUGUUGGUAUUUGGUCGAGACUGGAGUUUCUCAAAACGGCACCGAGAUAAUCUCGUAAUGUACCUAAUCUUCAUAUCUGUACAAGACAUUCCAUAGGCUAUUGAUCUCUCUCGUCCGCUCUCCAUCUCGCUGUCGUCUGCUCGCUGUGUCUGCCUUGGACCGCGCUGUCCGCUCC
Trichophyton rubrum CBS 118892 is the source of this 1448-nucleotide messenger RNA. RefSeq lists its product as uncharacterized. Lineage: Eukaryota; Fungi; Ascomycota; Eurotiomycetes; Onygenales; Arthrodermataceae. The transcript has 3 exons. Bases 145 to 873 code for a protein of 242 amino acids. The record is from RefSeq and is a predicted model, not a curated record.